Molecule: messenger RNA, 966 nt
Organism: Triticum turgidum subsp. durum (durum wheat)
Lineage: Eukaryota; Viridiplantae; Streptophyta; Magnoliopsida; Poales; Poaceae
Source: the annotation of a GenBank genome assembly
AUGCCCGUGGUGGGGCUCAUCCCGUUCGUGUACGCGGCGAUCAAGAGGAAGCGGAGGUCGUCGUCAGCGAGGGCGGACCGCUACGCGGAGAUCGCCGCCAGCGCCGCCGCGGCGCGGGGGCGGGAGCGCGCGCGCUUCGACGGCAGCGGCGCGUACCUGUCUCAGAGCUGCCAUUUCGCCGUGCGUCCACCUUCGCCGCCCGACGAGCUCGGGUUCUCGUACGACGGCGACAGCCGCCCGCCACCAGAGAGUCUCUUGCGGAAGCUUUCCUCAGUAGAUCGCUACGAGCGCUUGCUGUCCACGGGCGGGCGGGAGGACGCGCGCUUCGAUGGCGGCGGCUACCAGUCCCAGAGCUGCCGGUUCGCGGCCCGUCCUUGGACGGCCGACGAGGUCGGUGUACAAUGCGACGGAGGCUCCACUCGCAGCACGCAGCCGGAGGGCGCACCACGCCAGCUGCUUCCUCCGGCCAGCCAAGACGACCGCCUCGCCACAGCCGAGAUGCGGGGACGGGGGAACGCGCGCAUCGACGGCGGUGGUCACCAGUCUCAGAGCUGCCGUUUCGCCGUGCGUCCUUCGCCUGUCGACGAGCUCAGUAUUUCGCGCGACGAAGGCGGGGCCUCCCGCCACCUCCCGGCGCGACCGGAGGGUCUCUCGCGGCAGCUGCCUCUGCCGGCCAGCCGAAAAGACCCCCUCGGCACCGGUGAGACGCGCUGGCGGGAGCGAGAGCAAGCUCGCUUGGACGGCGGCGGUCACCAGUCUCAGAGCUGCCGGUUCGCCGCGCGACCUUCGGAUGCCUACAAGUUCGAGCUCGGUUUCUCGAAUGACGAAGAAUACGGCGUCACCAGUCAGGCGCCGGAGGACCUCUCGCGCAAGUUGCUCUUGCCGGCCGGCCGGAGGGAGCGCGAGGUCUCCAAGUCCCUGAGGUUCAGCAGCAAGCGCGUGUUCGCAUGGGUCAGUGGCGCCUAA